GAGCCGAUCUAUUUCGGAAUGCUAACAGCUCUGCACUCAAUGACAAACACGUUCAAUUCGAGGCCUACCGCUAGAGUCGGUGGCAAAACACCUCUUUAGUUGAUCCCAACAUAACAAUUGGCAGCUAUGGGAAUCAUGUCAAGACAAUCUUGACGCUCAAAGCGAUUCUGUUACCGUCCAAUCAACCCUGUGACAUUCCGUUCAUUCCUUCUUAUCGUUCUUCUCACCCACCAGCAAAAAAAAGUUCCAUAGUUUUGUGCUCGGCCCAUGAUGAUCAUCCACGGAAAAUACAUUCGCAUGUUCAUAUCCUGGCUGAGGCACAUUGUCAAGACAAUCACACUUCGGUCGUACAAGAAUCUCCUCUCUGUCAUCCUACGACUGAUUCAACACUGUCAAUCUGUCGUCAAUGGAAAGGAGGGGAAUUUUCGAGAAGCGCCCGGUUUAGCAUUGAGCUCUCAGCCAGCGGCCAACCAAUCCGAGCCGACGCCUCCUGUGAGCCUCGCAGUGCCGUUGCUUGAGGCACCUCUACAGAGUCUACACAGCCAAGGGUCCCAACCUGAAAUGAGCCUUCAGAAUCUUCAGAUCGCAACUCCCGAGCUUCAUGGAGGGUCGAACGACGCAGCUUUGAAUACAAACUCUCCCCCGAACUCUUCUGCACCAUUGAUGUCGAGCUCUUUCCUCGAUCUCAGUAUCACUGAAGUGGACAUCACCACGCCACUGCUUCUUGCGGCGCCAGCCCAGGCCUUUGAUAUCACUUUAACUCCCAUUGUACCGAGGCAGGUCGAUCGAUACGGGAGGAAUGUGCGAAUUAAAGAUGUGUUUAAGGCGUUUAAGGUUAUGAAAGGUCCUUUGGACUGUUCAAAGGAGCUUGCUGCAGUAGAAGGAUGGGAGCCGCUCACGCACCCAGAAGGGGCUUUGUUCUUCUAUCACCCAGAUAAAAGAGUUUUCACUGAUGCCAAUGUUCGAGAUUCUGAAAUUGCUGUCAAAUUAGGCAAAGCCGUUGAGAAGGCGUACGAGGAAGCGCGCAAUGCAGACAUCUCCCUGCAUCCAUCCGUUGAGCUCGCAUUGGAGCUCAUAGUGAAGGAUGGCGGAGAAUCGUGGGGCUAUUACUUUGCCGACCACGAAAGACGUGUCAUUUUCUGGUUCAAAGACCACAAAUCUCAUUCCCUUAUGCGUCACGUUCGAGGUGUAAAGCGCAAGAGCCAGAGCCACAUCAAGUAUGCACUAGAAGCACAGUACUGGCUUCAUAUCACACUAUUCCCAAACAAACGCUUCCUUCCGGAAGAUAUUGUCGUGGAACUCAAAGAACUUCUCAUGCAUGCUCGAGCAGGUGUGUAAAGACCAAUAAGCGUUUCAUGCCAUACGAGAUUGAUUCACGGUAGACCACAUCAUUCAGGACACACACGUAACACAAUUUAUGUCGAUAGUUGAUAUGAUUGCGACCUCGGUAGAUUUGUUUGUCAAUGUUUUGGAUAUCAGAUACUUAGCGUUACUCGCCUCUUAUUUUCUCCC
Molecule: messenger RNA, 1512 nt
Organism: Suillus clintonianus
Lineage: Eukaryota; Fungi; Basidiomycota; Agaricomycetes; Boletales; Suillaceae
Exons: 7
Coding region: 268-1338 (356 amino acids)
Source: RefSeq, a predicted model, not a curated record